AUGAGUCAGGAGUAUUUCCCCGGCAAGGGCGCAUCGGCCGGAGAGGGAUCCUCUCGGCACCUUCCUGAGGAUGUUUCCUCGGAGAACAACCCUUUUUAUCCACGACCCCCGCCUACGUACAUGACUGUCGGGAAUGGGUCGACGUCUGAGAGCGCCACGGCUCUCAUGGCUUCGUUGAAUGCGGAUUCGGGCUAUGGAGGCAGUAUCGCGAGUGGAAGUGUGAUGGAUGGUGAUGAGGGGGCCGGGUGGCGAGCGGAUAUGAUGGUUGAUAAACCGACGCCGGUGCCUACACCUCCCGGUAUUGCCGAGCAUGAGAAGCAGGUUAUUGCGAGCCAUGUUCAUCAACUACUCUAUAACUCGAAUCGGACGAAACUCGGGCGUGCGAUUUCCCGAACGAUUGAAACGUUGAAGGAGCUCCAGGAUAUGAACCGCCAAUGGCCAGCACACUAUCCAUCUGUACAGAGCGCUCCGGGUAGCCCCGGCUCGGAUUCGCAGAGACCCGGUCUACGACAGAGUCAGUCAUAUUUCGAAAGUGAACACAAUCAAUCGGAGCCUUUCCCCCGGCCAGGACAAAUGCGACGCGCAGCCACGAUGUCCGGAAGCGACGACUUGGCGGAGUCGAGUGCGGCUGCCGAACGCCGACCUUCACCGGAACCAAGAUUGAUGAGCCCACAGAUUGCGCAGGAAUUCUCGAUUUUGAAGUUGGAUCUGAAGCUCGGUGCUCUGUCACAGGCCGAGUUGGUACAUUCGCUGGAAAAGGCCUCGAUUGCAUCACUUUUGGACGGAAAAAUCAGCCAGAGCAUCAAACACCUUCUUUCUCUGCGGGACAGAAUCGAGGACACAUCAAGCAAGGUGCUAAUCACGGGAGACUUGAAUGCCGGCAAAUCCACUUUUUGUAACGCUUUGCUACGUCGCAAGGUGCUUCCCGAAGAUCAGCAACCCUGCACUAGCAUUUUCUGCGAGGUUCUCGAUGCGCGAGAGAACAGUGGAGUCGAGGAGGUACAUGCGGUACACAAGAACAAGCAAUACAAUCGCAACGAUGAAAGUACCUACGAUGUGUACACUCUCCCGGAACUGGAAAACAUCGUUAUCGACAACUCCAAGUACAUGCAAUGCAAGGUCUAUGUGAAGGACGUCCGAACGAUCGAUGAAUCUCUCCUCAACAAUGGGGUGGUGGAUAUCGCUUUAAUCGAUGCACCUGGUCUCAACUCAGACUCGUUAAAGACGACGGCCGUUUUCGCUCGGCAGGAGGAAAUUGAUGUGGUUGUGUUCGUGGUAUCCGCCGCCAACCACUUUACUCUUUCCGCCAAAGAGUUCAUCUUGAAUGCUGCUCAUGAGAAGGCUUACAUCUUCAUUGUUGUCAAUGGGUUUGAUCAGAUUCGUGAUAAGCAACGUUGCGAACGCAUGAUCCUGGAUCAGAUUGGCAAACUCAGUCCUCGUACGUAUAAGGAAGCUGCUGAGCUGGUUCAUUUUGUUUCCAGUAAUGCCGUCCCAGUUGCGCCUCCCGUCCAAAUGGAGCAGUCUGGUGGUGGCAGCGGUGGAGGUUCUGAUCCUCAUGGAGAUGAUGAUGACGACCAGUCUGACGAUAAAGGGAAGGACAAAGGAAAGGAGAGGGAGAAGAUUCGAGAUUUUGAGAACCUGGAGGGUUCUCUCAGACGAUUUGUCCUGGAGAAGCGCGCUCGUUCCAAGCUCGCGCCUGCGAGAACGUAUCUUCUCAACCUGCUUGCGGAUAUCAAUUCCUUAGCAGCUGUUAAUCGUGACAUCGCUCAGUCGGAACUCAAGCGCGUUACCGACGAGCUCGCUGAGCUUGAGCCUGCCUUUGAAAAUGGCAAGAAGAAACAGGUCGAGCUCGGUGAUGAAGUUGAAAAGUGUAUUGACGACUCGUGCGAGGAUGUCUACAACCAUACGCGUUCAACAUUAACGGACACCAUCUCCCGAGUGUCCGAGGCAGACCUAGGGGUUGAGUACCCUGGCCUGUUCUCUGCGUUCCAGUACGCUGAGGAUCUCAAACUAGCAAUGCUGGAGCAGAUCGCUACAUCCGUCGCUGAUUGCGAGGACUACGCACGGGCAAAGACUGUUCAAGGCGUGGGAUUCAUUCAGAACAUUGGUCUGCUGCAUGUUGGAGAGGACAAGUUCGCUCCAUUGAACUUCCGUGCUGAUGCAAUGUUCCGCCGUGGUCGCCGCCACACCCUAGCUAGGCAGGUCGACACUGAGGUGGAGAUCUGGGACUUCUUUGAUAUUACCGGUUUGUGGGAACGGCAGGAGAAGAUGGCUGGCACUGGAAUUGCCAUGACUGCCGUGACAGUCCUCGGUGGUCGAGCCUUCGGAGGCAGCUGGGUAGACAGCAUGCUCAGUGCCGCCAAAAUCCUUGGGCCUAACAACUUGCGGCGUCUCCUCCUACCUGGUAUCGUCGCUGCUGCCGUCUUGACCACUGCUUACAUGCUUUCGUCAAUCCCGCAUACACUUCCCCCUCGCCUCUCGCGCAAGCUUGCUGCUACUCUGUCCGAAAUGGACUACGUGCACUCCAAUGCCACUCGUAUCUCGACUGAGGUCCGCCGCAUCCUCCGUAUACCCGCCGGCAAUUUGCAGACCAGCCUCGCUCAAGGCAUUGAGGACCUCGGAAGACGUAAGCAGGAGGUCAGCAAGACGAAACACGAGAGCGAGGUCGCAAGCAAAUACUUCUCAAACCUCUUCCGGGAUAGUGGCGAGAACCGACGGUCCGUUGAGGAUAUUGAUCUUGACGCCCCCUUGCCUGGAGGUCUGGCCGCCGUGCAAGGCUGA
Aspergillus fischeri NRRL 181 is the source of this 2781-nucleotide messenger RNA. Its product is annotated as mitofusin. The transcript is spliced from 4 exons. The record is from RefSeq and is a predicted model, not a curated record. The coding region runs from base 1 to 2781 and encodes 926 amino acids. NCBI's taxonomy places the organism in Eukaryota, Fungi, Ascomycota, Eurotiomycetes, Eurotiales, Aspergillaceae. Gene Ontology annotation, molecular function: GTPase activity; GTP binding. Gene Ontology annotation, biological process: mitochondrial fusion. Gene Ontology annotation, cellular component: mitochondrial outer membrane.